Molecule: messenger RNA, 2205 nt
Organism: Fraxinus pennsylvanica
Lineage: Eukaryota; Viridiplantae; Streptophyta; Magnoliopsida; Lamiales; Oleaceae
Source: the annotation of a GenBank genome assembly
AUGGCUCAGUCGAUUAGGAGCGGCGGUGGGGGUGGAGGGAGGUAUUAUCAGGUGGGGGAUUACGUGGUGGAGAACCGUAUAGGGUCCGGUUCAUUCUCGACCGUGUGGAACGGGCGCCACCGCAUCCACGGCACUGAGGUGGCGAUCAAGGAGAUCGUUACCGCUCGAUUGAAUUCCAAACUCAAAGAAAGUCUCAAGUCCGAGAUAUUCAUCCUCCAGAAAAUCAAUCAUCCUAACAUCGUUCGCUUGCUAGACAUGAUCGAGGAAUCUGGAAAUUUGUACAUCAUUUUGGAGUACUGCAAAGGGGGUGACCUUUCAGAGUAUAUUCGACGACACCAAGGAAAGUUACCUGAAGCAACUGUAAAGCACUUUAUGCAGCAACUAGUGGCAGGCCUGAAAAUUCUCCGUGAAAACAACGUUAUACAUCGAGAUUUAAAGCCUCAGAAUCUCCUCCUAUCCACUAACGAUGACAAGCCCAUUCUGAAGAUUGCUGAUUUUGGAUUUGCAAGAUCUCUACAUGGAGACCUUGCAGAAACCUUAUGUGGCUCACCACUGUACAUGGCUCCUGAGAUAAUGCAACUCCACAAGUAUGAUGCAAAGGCAGAUCUAUGGAGUGUUGGUGCCAUUCUAUUUCAACUUGUCACCGGAAAAACCCCAUUUACAGGAAGCAGUCAGAUACAGCUGCUUCAGAACAUUUUAAAAUCAACUGAAUUGCAGUUUCCAUUAGAUGCAAAGGAUUUGAAUCCUCACUGCAAAGAUUUAUGUAGAAAAUUGUUGCGCCGCAAUCCAGUGGAGCGGUUGACAUUUGAAGAAUUUUUCAACCACCCAUAUCUUUCUCAGUUGCAGCCAAGUGAAUCAUUCAGGAAUAAACAAUUGCAAAGACUGAUAGAUGGUUUUCCUGUCUCUGGAAGGAACACAGUAGAAACUGCACAAGAAGAUUGCUUAGAUUUCAAUCUAGAUGAUGAUACCAGCAGUCCCGAUGAGAGCCCAUCUUCCUUGAGGAGGUCACCGAUGAGAUCUAUGUAUGGAUUUUCUCCGGAUACAAAAGUUGAUAGGAGGGAAGUUUCUACUAUGUCAAAAAAUUUACAACUUAUUUCCAAGUAUAGUAAAGCGCCCCAUACACCAGAAAUUACUGGAUUUAUUCUUGGUGGCCAGCAACUUUCAGAAGGAAAUCUGAAUGAGAAUCUUAAAACCAACGACCUGGCAUCAGUACAUAAUAGUUCAACAGUUGUAGAUUCACUGGAGUCAAUUGAACAUGAUUAUGUCAUCGUGUCUGGUCCUCCAAUGGAUUUGUCAUCUUCAGUGCAUGCUUCUAAGCCAAAUUAUUUGCCAUCUAAAUCUAUCCCACCACAUAACUUUGGAAGCACAAUUCCCACUCCCACUGCUCAACUGCCAAUAAGUGGUGCAGAAACUGGUAGAGUGGAUUUCAUUGGGAGCUUGGAAAGUCACAGCUCUGUUCCCGGGACUUCACAAGGACCAAUGGAUGUAGAAGACACUUUAGAGCAACCAUCAACUGAUUGCAUGACUAGGAUCAAAUCAUUGCAGUGUUGUGCAUCUGCUAUCACUGAGUUGGUGAAUGAGAAGGCGGAGACAGGUAAGCAAUUGGAAGCAUUCUCGAUUCAGCUUGUGAUUCUUGCUAUAUGGAAGCAAGCAUUGGAUGUUUGUCAUUCUCUAAUGGCAUCAACUACUGAAGGAAGUCCAACCCAAGAGACUACAAAAUUGAGGUUGCUUUCUAAGGUGCAACAUGGUCCUGAUGUUCAGGAGCGUCUUGAUUCUGCUAAAACUCAGGGGCCGCCGGAUAUUUGUUCUCAAAUUGAGAGAGCAUUUCUUCAUGAAGUUGGGAAUGCAGAGGAACUUUCUGGAGUUAUAAAGCCUGGAAAUAGGGAAAUGCCAGAUUCAAUGGAGCUGAUAUACCAAUCUGCUCUUGCUUUCGGCAGACAUGGAGCUGUGAACGAGUAUCUGGGUGAUACAAAAAAUGCCGUGAUAUUUUAUUCAAAAGCAGUGUGCUUAUUAGUAUUUCUUCUGGUCGAAGCACCAUCCCUCAUUCUGAAUCCUCGGUUUUCUCUAACAAACUCUGACCGAUUUAGAAUUAAGAAUUACAUUGAGAUCCUUAAAAACCGGCAGAGUAUUUCAGAGUCUCAAAGACUGGCUAUUUUCAACUCUGAGAAUCAGCAACCCUGCCAUGAAAGCCAGGGCAGCUGUUGA